AUGGCUGCUACUACUACUGAUCAUCAUAAGUGGAUGAUGCAGUUGUAUGAGCAGCCUCAGAUGGAUUGUGAUGGAAGCAACAUGGCUCCUCCUAUCAUGGAAGCAUUUUCUGAUGCAACUGUGGUGACAACUAUGUCACCAGAGAGCAGCAGCAUGAUGAUGUUGAGCCAAAUAAGCAAUAGUAGUAGUAGUACUAGUAUUAGUAAUGUUCAGUUGUUAAGUCCAAAGAGAAAUAAUAAUAAUAAUAGUGCAUUCAAACCAAUCAGAAAGAGAUCAAGAGCUUCUAGGAGAACCCCAACAACCCUACUCAAUGCUAAUACCAAUAACUUUAGGGAAUUAGUUCAGAAAUUUACAGGCUGUGGUAGCACUCACAUGUCUCUAUCAAUCCAUAAGGGACCUAUUACCUUGAAUUUCCAACAAGGAAGCAAUAAUAAUGAUAAUAAUCACAAGAUGAUUCUUCAUCAUUAUCAUCAGCAGCAGCAGCAGCAGCAGAAUAGUACAACAACAAGUGGAACAGUUUCACCAUUUGGCACCAGAACUAGUAAUUAUUAUUUCCAUAAUCAACAAGCUCAUAAUCAUGAUGUAGCUGCAGUGAUGCCAUCAUCACAAGAACAGCAAAGUGGUGGUGGUGGCUUAAUCUCUACCUCCUUGGACUCUAAUCUUCCUUCUUAUGAUGUUGAUUACUUAUCAUCAUCAAGGCCUACCAGCAUGGAUGCCUCUGAAGACUUUGGUUUGCAUCAACUAACUGUGAAUGAUUUCUCCAACAAUGGAAUUAAGGGGAGUGGUUUCUUCAUGUGA
Messenger RNA from Arachis ipaensis, 798 nucleotides. NCBI's taxonomy places the organism in Eukaryota, Viridiplantae, Streptophyta, Magnoliopsida, Fabales, Fabaceae. The record is from RefSeq and is a predicted model, not a curated record.